Messenger RNA from Linnemannia hyalina, 5385 nucleotides. Lineage: Eukaryota; Fungi; Mortierellomycota; Mortierellomycetes; Mortierellales; Mortierellaceae. The record is from the annotation of a GenBank genome assembly.
AUGUCGGACCAUCCUCUCUAUCAAUUGGACCCCUAUGUCCCUGGCAGCAACAGUGUUAGUAGCACCGCGCGCAUCAGGAAGCGCGACAGGUUCCGCGAGUUCUGGGGCCUCUCCAAAUCCAAGACCAAAGAGGUCAAGCUCAAGACCUCGAACCAGUCGCUUUACUCUCGACCUGCUUCACUGCUGUCCACUCGACCUCCCUCUGUUGUCUCCCAAGCCAGCAGCUGGCUUUCAGGCAACCGCCAAUUUACUCGUACUACCGACAACCAAUCUGCUUCUCCUACAAGCGACAACCAGUCUACCCCUUCCACCACCGUGCAGGAGAAGGUACUCUCAGCGUCCCUUUACACAUCGCGUAUUCUCGAGGACAUCUUUGACGAGGAUGUGCCCAGGCCCACCAUGAAGACUGAGUUGCCUCAACCUCAGCAACGCAUCAAGAUGACGCAGCAAUUGGUCUACUGCAACGCCUUGCUUCUACGGGAUACAUUGUCCCCAUCGAAAGUUGUUACAGGAAAAGACGUGGGCAGGGCUGGCCCCCUUGUUCUUCAAGAACCCGUCUUCGACAAGGCGGAGCUCGACUGGUUGGAGACGACAAAGAAGGACCUCAUGGAAGUAGAUCGCCUGGGUUGGCUGGCCACUCGGGUGGUGGAACAGUUUGUCACCGAUGCCAACAAGGACUUCACCAAGAUCGCCGAGAUCGUCGCCCUUGGACCUGUCUUGGAGAAGGAGCACUACCGCAAGCUGCUCUCGACCUUUAUCAAGGAGUUCGACGAUGAUCGCAUCCUGGACGUGAAUAUGAUUCAAGGCCUAGUCCAGCUGGCUCAGGAUACUUCUCCUGGGUAUCUGGAGUCGGAUGACUUGGUCAAGAUCCUUGGCAUCCUUAGAGUCCACCUGCAAGGCACUCACCAACAGUCGACCGAGCACUCCUACCACCUUACUCUAGCUGUCUCGAGGAUCCUUGAUGUCAUGGCCGACCACAAGGUGCAGGAUCUGGAUCAUGUCCUCGAACAUGAGCCACUGUCGGGAGUCUUGUCGGGACUGAAGGAUAGCUCGGACCCCUACUUGAUGUACCAAGCCUGUUAUGCCUUCCAGGCUCUCCAGUAUGUGCCUGAUGACGAGAGCGCUCUUCAAGCUGUGUGGAGGCACUCGAUCGGUGUGGUUGACGGCCUAGUAAAGGUCACUGCCGUCUUCAGGCUGGACCUAGCGUCGGUUCUCGAAGGUCUGAGAAACUUGCAGGACGUUCUUGGUGGUGUGAUAUCAGUGACUGGUUCUGUGUACGAAGGGAUCUGUUCGUUGAUGGAGAGCGGCCGAGGUGUUCUGGACAGUUUGAAGGACGGACUUGGAUCCGGCCAGAAGCAACUUUGGUAUCCUGCUGUCAAGGCUGCCUAUGCUUUUGCCCAGGCUGGUCAGCUCAAGGAUCUGAAGGUGUUAAUAUUUGAGGCUCCUUGUCGCCGAGACCCUUUGUUCCAGUGGGGGAUAUGCCAACUGUUGAGCGAGAUUGUUGUUGAUCCCGCAUGGGUUGUCUCUGCACGCCAACAAUCCGUCACUCUCCUCGGUCAUCUCUGCCAGCACGGUCAAGACUGGGGCCAGGAUGAGAGCGUCAAGGCAUGGAUGCUCACCAUCAUCACCAAUCUGUGCGCCUCCUCCGACCAAACCGUCAGUGGGACCGCCCGUUCUGUAAUGCAGGAUGUGACAGUGCACCAAAAUGCCUUGAUCAAUCACCCUUACUUAUUGAGGGCCCGUCUCCCCUUACCUUCCGCAUCGCCACUCCUUUCCAAGGUCCAAAACAUCCAGUACGUAGAGUACGACCUGCAUAAGUUCCGGUCGCAGCGACUGGACGAGGCCAAACUGCCAGUCUACAUCUCUCCUAUGGCGAAGGCCAACCUCCAAGCCCACGAUGACGAACUCUUCCCCCUCAAGGAAAAAGUUCAAGAGUUCUUGACCAGUGAGCGACAGGUCAUGCUUGUCUUGGGUGGCUCAGGAGCAGGCAAGUCGACCUUCAACAAGCACCUCGAAUCCGAGCUCCUGCGCACAUACACCUGCGGUAGCCCUAUCCCAUUGUUCAUCAACUUGCCCACCAUCGACCGACCUGAGAAGGACCUCAUUGGAGAGCAUCUGAGGACCAACAACUUUUCUGAGGAGCACAUUCAGGAGAUGAAGCAAUAUCGCCAGUUUGUCAUCAUCUGCGACGGGUACGACGAGAGCCAGCUCACCGUCAACUUGCACACAGCCAACCACUUCAACCAGCCAGGUCAGUGGAACGUCAAGAUGGUGAUCUCCUGCAGGACCCAAUUCCUAGGUCAAGACUACCGUAGCCGGUUCAUGCCUGAAGGGUCUAGUCACUACACCCGCCAAGCUACCGACCUCUUCCAGCAGGCUGUGAUUGCGCCUUUUUCCAAGAGGCAGAUCGAGGACUAUGUCGAAAAGUACGUCCCCCUCGAGCCGCGGAACUGGACCACCAAGGACUACAUGGACAGGUUGAUCACCAUCCCCAACCUCAUGGAUCUGGUCAAGAACCCCUUCCUUCUCUCACUAUCGCUGGAGGCACUGCCAGGAGUUACCGAGGGCAAGCAGGAUCUAUCGGCCAUCAAGAUUACGCGUGUUCAGUUGUAUGACACUUUUGUGAGUCAUUGGUUGGCUAUCAACAGCCUACGGCUUCAACACAAUACUUUGAUGAGGGAGGACCGAGAUAUGCUGGAUCAACUAUUGGAGGCAGGAUUUAUUUCGAUGGGUGUUGACUAUGCUACCAGGCUGGCGUUGGCGAUCUUUGAGCACCAGGAAGGAAAUCCAGUGGUCCAGUAUAUCCACGUGAAAGACAAGAACUCAUGGAAAGCCGAGUUUUUUGGCCCUGACCCUGAAGCCCGAAUGCUGCGAGAAUCGAGUCCCCUGACCCGCACUGGCAGCCAGUUUCGAUUCCUUCAUCGAUCACUGCUGGAGUACUUUCUUUCAUGCGCUGUUUUCGAUCCCAAUAUUUAUGGCAACAACGACGACUUUUCUACACGAUUUGAUCCUGCGUCCUCUAACUCUGCGUUGCUUGAGGCCAACGGUACCUUAUUCAAGCGUAACCUCAUCACUGAACCAUCGGUCAUCCAGUUCCUGUGCGAGCGAGUCAAGCAGCACCCCGAUUUCGAGAAGCAGCUCCUAGCCGUCAUCAAUCAAUCAAAGACCGAUCCCAGUGCUGUCACCGCUGCCGCCAACGCCAUCACCAUCCUUAUCCGAGCCGGGGUCCUUUUCAACGGCGCCGACCUCCGUGGCAUCCGCAUCGCAGGAGCUGACCUUUCCGAGGGUCAGUUUGACUGCGCCCAGUUUCAAGGAGCCGAUCUGAGAGGAGUCAACUUUGCAAGGAGUUGGCUGAGGCAGGUGGAUUUUGGUGAUGCACGGAUGGACGGUGUUCGAUUUUGGGAGCUGCCAUAUUUGAAUGAGCGUGUCGGAGUCAAUGCUGUCGCCUUUUCUCCAGAUGGAAAGUUGUUUGCUGUUGCUCUGCGUGACGGAAGUCUCAUUAUCUACGACACUACAGCAUGGACUCGAGCUUAUCAACACAAAGAAAAGAGUGUGGUGUGGAGUAUCGCCUUUUCACCCAACAACCAACACCUUGCGCUUGGGAGCAUGAAUGGAAUCUGUCGAUUAUGGGAUACUGUCAGUGGCGAGACUUUGUUGGUCAUGGAGGGGCAUACAGAUUGGGUGAGGUCAGUGGCAUUUUCACCUUGCGGCAAGCAGAUCGCAUCGGCCAGUGACGAUAGAACGAUUCGGUUGUGGAGCUCGGAGACAGGAGAGUGCUUGUUUGUCUUGAACGGUCAUGAACGAAGCGUUUUGAGUGUCGUGUAUUCAGCUGACGGACGGAGACUUGUCUCAGGCAGUUUGGAUUUGACGAUUCGAGUGUGGGAUCCAGAGACAGGAACACCAGAGGCUGACUGGGUCACCCCCCUUGUUGGCGCUUCGCGCAUGGCCCUUUCUGCGGAUGGAAGACAGUUCGCCCUCAUAACUGGUUUCAGGGAUUCUGAGAUUCGCUUGGUGGAUGCAAUCACCGGAGAACAGGGUCUGAUUCUCAAGAACGAUACCGAGUGGCUACAAGGUGUUGCAUUCUCUCCAAUUAGCGAGUUGAUUGUUUCUUCAAGCAAGGACAAGACCGUUCGGCUGUGGGACUCAUCGAGUGGACAACUCAUCUCCAUGUUUUCGGGUCAUCGCCACCGGAUCAACACCUGCACCUUUUCCCCAGACGGCCUACAAAUUGCUUCAGGAGAUCGGAGCGGGAUUAUACGACUCUGGGAGGUGAAUACCAACCGGUCGAACUCCAUGACACAGAAACGUGCCGCCAAGGUUCGAACUGUGGCGUUCUCUCCUGACGGUCAGUUUGUAAUCUCUUAUUAUAACAACAACACCAUUCAACGCUGGGAUUCUUCCACAGGAGCCUCCGGACCCAUUCCGUCAUCGUUCACAAUCGAUGUCUAUUCUGUCGCGCUUUCACCGAAUGGCUGUUGGUUUGCGAGCGCUUGUGGAGACGGGAGUAUUCAUCUGUUGAACGUCCAAACCGAUGUUGAGCGCGUUCUCUUCGGAUCUUCCAGCUGCCAAGUUGUUGAUAUGAGUUUCUCACGCUGUGGUCGGUGGUUGGUCUCACAUGAUAGCCUCAGGGUUACACGCUUGUGGGAUCUUGAUAGUAUCGAUGAUCAAGGCAAAGUGGUGGGUGAAAUGGCCGAUCAGUACAGCGGUGGAGGAUCCGUGGUGUUCUCCCCCGUCGGAGAUCAGUUUGCCGUUCGAUUGGGAUUGUCGUUCUUAUCAAGGCUUCGUCUUUUCGAUCCUCGAGUGACGGACCAUCGUCAACCUCUGAAGGAAAUGUGUUUACCAGGCAUGCUACUCUCAAUGGACUACUCACCAGAUGGUCAGCGACUCGUACUCGGUACUGGUGCCUCCUCGAUCCUGCUCUGGGACCUUCAGUCGUACAGGCCUCAUUUCAAACUAGAAGGUCACACUGGCGCGGUGCUCAGCGUCGCCUACUCUCCUUGUGGCAAGUGGAUCCUCUCUGGCAGUCAGGACAAGUCGGUGCGUCUAUGGUCAGGCGAGGUUGACAGUUGGUCCUGUGUUGCUAUUGUUAGUGGAUUCUCAGAGGCCAUUACAAGUGUAGCAUGGAAUCCGGCAGUGUCGAUGGAGUUUGUCACUGGUUCCGAUGAUGGGUCUGUUCGAGUGUGGCGUAUUUCGGGUGCCGAGACAGGAGACGUGUCGAUUCGUAUGCGCUGGAGCUCUUACAUUGGGCAGCUAUACGUUGUUGGUCUGACAUUCAAGGGAGCCGUUGGUCUCAGCCCGCUCUCCGAGAGGUUGUUGAUCCAGCGUGAUGCUAUCAACGAGGGUGUGGAAGGAGAUGACCUCGAGCCUCGUGAGGAGAUUGAGUAG